This is a messenger RNA of Olea europaea var. sylvestris, 2274 nucleotides long. RefSeq lists its product as uncharacterized. NCBI's taxonomy places the organism in Eukaryota, Viridiplantae, Streptophyta, Magnoliopsida, Lamiales, Oleaceae. The transcript is spliced from 2 exons. Gene Ontology annotation, cellular component: Golgi apparatus. Bases 290 to 2023 code for a protein of 577 amino acids. The record is from RefSeq and is a predicted model, not a curated record.
CACGUUUGAUUCUGAACCCCUCAACGCGUUGAGGUAAGACACACAAAUCAAUAUAUACAGCAAAUCUUUGUGUUCAUGGCUUAGCUUCGCUUAAUCUACACCAGAUCUGUAAAACCCAAUUGUUGUUUCUUGAUUUCUGUCAGUUUCUGUACACAAUUUAAUCAUCUUUAGCACUGGAACUUCCAUUGUGAAGCCCAUUAUAGUGAUUUUUAUUUUUUUUUAGGUGUUAUUUUCUUUGCUGGAAAUUUUAGUAUAUCUUGUCAGUUAUAGGGAUUAUAAGGUUAGAAAAAUGUUGGGUCGAUCUUCGAUUUUUCUAUCUCGGAAUGGAAGUUUUCGACCUGAACAUCUGGGUCAGAAGGCACUAGCAAUGAUAGGGAAUCUCUGUUUCACAUUCUUUGUCGUUGGGGUUUUGAUUUUCACUAUAAUUGCUGCGACUUAUGAGCCCGAAGACCCUUUGUUUCACCCUUCAACGAAAAUCACGACAUUCCUCACAUCAAACACCAAGGCCACCUUUAAAUCUGUCGACUCUGUAGUCAAGACUGGUGAGGAUUUCGUGGCGAUGAAUCAGACUGCCUUUGCUACCUUUAUUAACAUCACUGAUGUGGAUAAUGCUGUCGUGGGAACCGAAACUGAGGAGUCAACUGUUUCUGAGACCCAAGAUUGUAGUGGGAAAGUUAACGAACCCAUUAACUGCCGUGAUCCUGAAGUGUUCCAUUUGUUAAUGAGGGCUGCUAUUGAGAAGUUUAAGGACAUGCAUUUUUACCGAUUUGGGAAGCCGGUUAGUGGGAACAACGAUAGUUCUUGUCACAUGGCUUGGAGGUUUAGGCCGAAUGAGGGGAAGGCUGCUGCAUUUUAUAAAGAUUAUAGGAGUUUUUCAAUAGUGAGAUCAGAAAAUUGUACACUUAGCGUCGUCAGAAUUGGGGAUUAUCAUUCAGGUGGGAAUGCCAGGAAGAGAAAGAGAAAGGGGAAGGACAAGGACAAGGAAGGAUUUGAGAAGUUGCCGGUGAAGAUGGAGGAAAAUCCUAUUCUACUGCCAGAGGUUGGAGAGACUGUAAAUGACACACUUCCCAUGGUGGAAUCGGAGGGGAGUUUUAAUGGUGGAAAAUAUUUGAUUUAUUCUGGUGGUGGGGAUAGGUGCAAGAGCAUGCAUCAGUAUUUGUGGAGUUUCAUGUGUAUGUUGGGUGAAGCACAGUAUUUGAACCGGACUUUGGUUAUGGAUAUGAAUAUCUGUUUGUCUAAGAUCUACACUUCAUCUGGUACUGAUGAGGAAGGUAAAGAUUUCAGGUUUUACUUUGACUUUGAGCACUUGAAGGAUUCAGCUUCAGUGCUGGACCAGACUCAGUUCUGGUCCGACUGGAGCCAGUGGCAACAAAAAAAUGGAUUACGUCUCCAUCUCGUGGAGGAUUUCAGGGUCACGCCAAUGAAGCUAGCUGGGGUAAAGGAUACUCUGAUCAUGAGGAAGUUUGGCUCUGUGGAGCCUGAUAAUUAUUGGUACAGAGUGUGCGAAGGCGAGACAGAAUCUGUUAUUCAACGGCCAUGGCACAUGAUAUGGAAAUCCAGACGGUUGUUAGAUGUGGCUUCUGCAGUUGCGUCAAGAAUGAAUUGGGAUUUUGACGCAGUUCAUAUCGAGAGAGGGGAGAAGGCGAGGAACAAGGAGCUAUGGCCUAAUCUUGAUAGAGAUACUUCACCAGAAGCUCUUCUGGCGACUUUGCAAGACAAAAUUGAAGAUGGGAGGAACCUUUAUGUUGCAACAAAUGAGCCAGACACAGCCUUCUUUGACCUGUUAAAGGAUAAAUACUCCACUCAUUUUCUUGAAGAAUAUAAAGAUCUUUGGGAUCAGAGCAGCGACUGGUAUUCAGAGAUGACGAAGCUCGGUAAUGGAAAUUCAGUUGAAUUCGAUGGUUACAUGAGGACCUCUGUUGAUACAGAAGUGUUCUUGAGGGGAAAAAGGCAGAUUGAAACUUUUAAUGAUAUUACUAAAGAUUGCAAGGAUGGUAUUAAUACGUGCACGUCUGCCAGUUAAUCCAUACAAGAGGUUUGGAAUGUGCUGUGUACUUUCAUAUCUAUCUUUGUUGCUUUUCAAAAUGUUUCGAUUGUCAUCAAUGGUAGGUUAGGUUGACAAGUUCUCUUUAUCUUGUACUUUAAAGGUAAAGGUGCCAAUUUGUUUAAUUAGUUGGUUAUCCUCUGAGCUGAAUUAGAUUUUCAGGUUGCAUUUAAGUUAUUGUUUCUUUAUAUUCACUAUUUACAUCUAAUUCCAAAUAAGCUUUGUGAGCA